Apis florea (little honeybee) is the source of this 1615-nucleotide messenger RNA. It is a transcript of the gene Tre1, whose product is annotated as Trapped in endoderm 1. NCBI's taxonomy places the organism in Eukaryota, Metazoa, Arthropoda, Insecta, Hymenoptera, Apidae. Gene Ontology annotation, molecular function: G protein-coupled receptor activity. Gene Ontology annotation, biological process: G protein-coupled receptor signaling pathway. The record is from RefSeq and is a predicted model, not a curated record. Gene Ontology annotation, cellular component: membrane.
AGAAAGAUUGUGGGAUGUGACAUUUUUUGGAAUUAGAGUUAAAUUUGUGAAAUUUAUACAAUUCUUGUGAAACUUCCUUUUGUUAUCAAGUGUUAUCGAAGAAUUUUGAUUGAGAGGCAUUCUGAAUCGAGCAACUCGGACACAGGGACCAGUCAGCUUUCGAUGGGGCCAACACAAGGCAGUGGUAAACAUUGCCUUCAUUCAUCUUAUCCAAUUUGUGAUAAAAAAAUCAACCGCGAAUCGAAAUUUUCAAAAUCUGGAAAAAUACCGUUCGAUUAAUACAAAUCGAUGAAUAAUUUGAAAUUGCGAAAAAAAACGAAUGAGAAGAAGAAACGAAAAUUUCCACGUAAAAACACGAUGAAUGAUAACACAAUUGUGACCGUACGCACUUCGUUCUGCAUUUCACUGUCCAAGAAAAUGUCACAACGAGGAAGCACAUAAACACGAUACAAAAUGGACGAUUCUGUAACAAACGACACAAUUUUCGAAUCCGGAGGUGAGAGUCUCAAGCACUUUCCACGGCCAGUCACUAUCGCAGCUGCGGUUUGCGCGAUAAUUUUCAGUGUCGUUGGAGUUGCAGGCAAUUUGGUAACAGUAAUAGCAUUAUUAAAAUACACGAGGCUGAGACGGCAUGCUACGACCGCUUUCGUAAUAAGUCUCAAUUCUGACUUGAUUUUUUCCGCGGUAAAUCUACCAUUAACUGCGAGCAGAUAUUUAAACGAGGCGUGGGUGCUGGGUGAAACUCUGUGCAAAAUAUUUCCCCUCUUUUUCUAUGGAAAUGUCGCGGUGUCUUUGCUCAGUAUGGUGGCAAUCACGAUUAAUCGAUACAUAUUGAUCUCGAGGUCAGAAAUAUACGCUCAAUUGUAUACUACUCAACGGAUCAUUUUAAUGCUAAUCGCCAUUUGGACGUUGAGUUUCACUCUACUUUUGCCACCAUUGCUCGGUUUCUGGGGGACACUAGGCCUGGAACCGUCCACCUUCUCUUGCACUAUAUUAAAAAAAAACGGUAGCAGCCCAAAGAAAUUCCUAUUUGUUCUAGGAUUCAUCGUGCCAUGCGUUGUGAUAAGUGUCUCUUAUUUUUGCAUCUAUUGGCGUGUGAGAAAGAGUAGAAAAAAUCUAGAAGCCCAUGCCGGCCCCAGGAGAAAAGCAGGAGGAUUUCAACGAAGGGAGGACUCUAGAGUGACCAGACUGAUGUUGACUAUAUUUCUGUGCUUCCUUUUGUGUUUCAUGCCGCUCAUGCUGGUCAAUGUGAUCGAUGAUAAAAUAAAAAUUCCAAUUUUGCACGUGAUAGCUUCUGUGCUCGCGUGGGCCUCUUCUGUGAUCAAUCCUUUCAUUUAUGCAGGCACUAAUAAGCUUUACAGAGAGGCCUACAAGCAGAUUUUGUGUCCAAUCUCUGCUAAAAUACCAACUACAGGACCGAAACCUACUCACUCGCAUUCGAGUAAAGUGUCAUCGCCUCAAGCGACUUGAAACUUUAUGGUUUUAUAUCGUUUUGGCGAUGUUAUAUUGUAUAACUUAUGUGUACAUAAUGGAAAUUAAUUGAGAUAUUAGCAUGAAAAAUUAUGUUAAUAUUUUUAUUAUAUAUAUGAAUUAUUCAAAAUAAAAGUAAAAAUAA